Messenger RNA from Juglans regia (Persian walnut), 1947 nucleotides. RefSeq names its product gibberellin receptor GID1B-like. Gene Ontology annotation, molecular function: gibberellin binding; hydrolase activity. The transcript is spliced from 2 exons. Gene Ontology annotation, cellular component: cytoplasm; nucleus. Gene Ontology annotation, biological process: raffinose family oligosaccharide biosynthetic process; floral organ morphogenesis; positive regulation of gibberellic acid mediated signaling pathway. NCBI's taxonomy places the organism in Eukaryota, Viridiplantae, Streptophyta, Magnoliopsida, Fagales, Juglandaceae. The coding region runs from base 382 to 1416 and encodes 344 amino acids. The record is from RefSeq and is a predicted model, not a curated record.
UUUUUAUUUCUCUAUCUCUAUCUCUCUCUUUCUCUAUCUAUCUCUCUGGGUGUGUACUUCUUUCUCUCUUUUCUAAUACUUUGAUCUCUCUGCGUCUCUGAGCGCUUCCUGUUCCCCAUCUUAUUAUUUCAGAAACUAGCGUCCCUUCUUAUUUCAGCACCCCAAGGCCCAAAACGAGGAAUCUAUCCAAGAUAAAAAAAAUACAAAAAUUAAAGGGUUCUAAAGCCACCGAGAGAAAGAUAGACGGAGAGACCCUUUGGCGUUUGGUUCCUCUGUGAGCAUUGUGUUAGUAUGAGCAAUAAAGGGUUUGUUGAAUUUUAAGCCUUUUUCGUGGGUUUGGUUUUUAAUCUUUGGGGUUGUGGAAGGGGGAGAGAGAGAUUAAUGGCCGGUAGUAAUGAAGUCAACCAAAAUGAAUCGAAGAGGGUCGUGCCACUUAAUACAUGGGUACUCAUCUCAAAUUUCAAGCUAGCUUACAAUCUCCUUCGGCGUGCUGAUGGAACGUUCAACCGUGAGUUGGCGGAGUUUCUUGACCGCAAAGUCCCUGCCAAUACGAUUCCGGUUGAUGGGGUUUUCUCCUUUGACCAUAUUGAUAGAGCCGCCGGCCUCUUUAACCGGGUAUACCAACCUGCCCCAGAAAAUGAGGCUCAAUGGAGCAUUGAAGAGCUUGGAAGGCCGUUGAGCACCACCAAGAUUGUCCCGGUCAUAAUUUUCUUUCAUGGUGGAAGCUUCACCCAUUCUUCAGCCAACAGUGCUAUUUAUGACACUUUUUGUCGCCGCCUUGUCAACACCUCCAAGGCUGUUGUGGUUUCUGUAAAUUAUCGCCGGUCGCCUGAACAUAGAUACCCCUGUGCAUAUGAUGAUGGAUGGGCUGCUCUUAAGUGGGUAAAAUCAAGAACGUGGCUUCAGAGUGGGAGGGAUUGCAAGGUUCAUGUAUAUUUGGCCGGAGAUAGUUCUGGUGGUAAUAUUGCUCAUCAUGUAGCAGUGAGGGCAGCUGAGGCAGAAGUUGAGGUAUUAGGAAACAUCCUUCUUCAUCCAAUGUUUGCUGGGCAAAUGAGAACUGAAUCAGAAAGGAGAUUGGAUGGUAAAUACUUUGUUACAAUACAAGACCGUGAUUGGUAUUGGAGAGCUUAUCUUCCCGAAGGAGAAGAUAGAGAUCAUCCAGCAUGUAACCCGUUUGGCCCCAGGGGAAAAAGCCUCAAAGGUCUCAACUUUCCUAAAAGUCUUGUGGUGGUAGCUGGUUUGGAUCUUGUCCAAGAUUGGCAAUUGGCUUAUGUCGAAGGGCUCAAAGAAUCUUGCCAAAACGUGAAGCUUCUUUAUUUGAAGCAGGCCACCAUCGGGUUCUACUUCUUACCAAAUAAUGACCAUUUCUACUGUCUCAUGGACGAGAUAAACAGCUUCGUGAAUUCUAACUGUUAAUAGACUACUUAACCUCACCUACAGCAGCCAUACCCAUACAUAACAGAAGCUUGACAUUGCACUUGGGGUCUUUGUUUCUUCUUUUUGUCCUUUUGCAGUUACGGUGUGUAGUUUUAUGAUUGUGUAGUAUUACUUCUUACUCUGUUGCCAAUCUCAGUGAUAAUUUGAGAGUUCUGCAACUCUUGGGAUCAGUUGUUCUUGGUCUGGAGAUUACUGGUCUUUUGAGGGCAUGAAGUUAUUCAAUCAGGGAAGGCCACUUUCAGUAGCUCAGGGGAAUCAGAACUCAUUCUUGUGGGAUUUGGCUGAACCACCAGAUAAAGUCUUACUCUAAUUAACUUCCAGCCACGAUAACCGGGAAUAGAGGAGUAUUGGGGUAAUAUUUGGUGGUUGAUCAAUCUGUUGUAGUAAAUGGAUAUCAUUAGCCAGCUCUAAUUUCAGGACAUCAACUGGAAUAUAUCCAUCAUGUAAUGAAAUUGUAUUACAAUUUGUGUUCUAGUUAUAUAAAGAUUUUGUUUCGAGUCUUUAAAAGUA